AGCAUGGACGAGCAAGCGCUGAUGGGGCUCGACCCCGGCGCCGACGCCCGCUACCGCCAGAGGGCGAUGGCGUACUUCGAGCAACUCAAAGAGUCGCAAGACGCCUGGGAGGUGUGCGCGCAAGCGCUCGCCAAAGGACUCUACGACGACGACCACGUCAAGUUCUUCUGCUUUCAAGUUCUGGAGCAUCAGAUCAAAUUCAGGCACGCCGGACUGAGCGGCGGCCAGCGGCAGCUCCUCCGAGAGACGCUGAUGAAGUGGCUCCAGUCUCAGUUGCCGCGGGCGCAGCCCGAGAAGAUCUUUGUCCGCAACAAAGCGGCGCAGGUGUUGGCGCUGACCUUCGUGGCCGAGUACCCCGCGCUCUGGCCGGAGUUUUUUUUCGACGUCCUGGCGCUGGUCGGCCUCAACCCGCGCGGCGUGGACAUCUACCUGCGCACGCUCAUGGCCGUUGACGGCGAGAUCGUGGACAGGGACGUGGCGCGGGCGCCGGAGGUGACCCGGCGCAACACCUUGAUCAAAGACGCCAUGCGGGAACAGUGCAUCCCCGGCCUGGUGGAGUCCUGGUUCCAGAUCCUGCACGCGUACCAGCUCGGCCACCCCGAGCUCACCUGCCAGUGCCUGGAGGUGGUGGGCGCUUACGUGUCCUGGAUCGACCUGGGCCUCAUCGCCAACGAACGGUUCAUCAACCUGCUGCUGGGCCACAUGUCGGUGGAGGAGCUGCGCGAGGAGGCCUGCGACUGCCUCCUGGAGAUCGUCAACAAGGGAAUGGACCCCGUGGACAAAACCAAACUGGUGGAGUCGCUCUGCACCGUUCUUCAGGCCGCCGGAUUCUUCUACGUCGAGCGGGAGGAGGACGUGGACUUCCUGGCCAAGUUCUCGCGUCUGGUCAACGGGAUGGGACAGAGCCUGGUCGCGAGCUGGACCAAACUGGCCAAGGCCGGCAGCGCCGAGGACGCGGGCGCCGCGCUGGACGCGCUGGAGGCCAAAGUGGCGCUGGCGCUGCGCCUCCUGGCGCACCCCGAUGACGACAUCUCCGCCAACGUGGUGGCUUUCUGCUACGAGUACCUGCACGUCCUCAAACAGCUGCCCGAGCUCAGCGACGGACGCAAGAACAACGCGGAGGCCAUCCUGCUGGCCGUCAUCAAGAAGUUGACUUACGACGACGAGUACAACUUUGACAACGAGGGCGAAGACGAGGCCAUGUUCGUGGAGUACAGGAAGCAGCUGAAGAUGCUGUUGGACCGUCUGGCCCAGGUGUCGCCCGAGCUGGUCCUGGGGACCGUCCGGCGAGUCUUCGCCGACACCAUGGGGAAGUGGCAGAGCUCGUCCUUCAUGGAGGUGGAAGUGGCCAUCAGGCUCCUCUACAUGCUGGGAGAAGCGCUGCCCGCCUCGCACGGAGCGCACUUCUCUGGGGACGCCGUCAAGACAGGGGUGCUGCAGGACAUGAUGACCACGUUGGUGACGUGCGGCGUGAGCGGCUACCGGCACACGUGCGUGUCUCUGGAGUUCUUCGAGACGGUCGUCCGAUACGAUAAAUUCUUCGUCGUCGAGCCGCGGCACAUUCCCGACGUUUUGAUGGCUUUCCUGGACCAGCGAGGCCUGAGACACAGCAGUCCCAAAGUCCGCAGUCGAGUGGCCUACCUUUUCUCACGCUUCAUCAAAACACUACACAAGCACAUCACGCCGUUCGUCGAAGACAUCCUGACGCGCAUCCAGGACCUUCUGGAGCUGGCCCCUCCCGACAAGAACUUCCCGGCGCCGCUGACCGGCGACGACCAGCUCUUCAUGUUCGAGGCGGCGGGCGUCCUGAUCGUCAGCGGCGAGAGUCCCGCGGAGCGCAAGCGGGCGCUGAUGCGCGGCCUGCUGGCGCCGCUCGUCGACGCCUUCCGCCCCCUGCUGGACAAACUGGCGGCGGAGACGGACGAGGAGGCCCGGGAGGCCCUCGCCGACUGCCUCGGCCACGCCGUGGCCUUUGUCAGUCGCACCAGCAAGGCCUUCAGCAACAAGCAGACGGUGAAGCAGUGCGGGUGCACGGAAGUCUACCGCGACUGCCUGCUGGCCUUCCUGCCGGCGCUGAGCUGCCCCGUCCAGCGGGGGGCGCUGCGCAGCUGCGUGCGCUCCUUCCUGCACCGCAUGAUCAUCUGCAUGGAGGAGGAGGUGCUGCCCUUCAUCCCCGCCGCGUCCGAGCACAUGCUCAAGGACUGCGAGGCCAGAGACCUGCAGGAGUUGAUCCCGCUCAUCAGCCAGAUCACCGCCAAGUUCAAACGGCAGGUGUCCCCGUUCCUCCAGCGGGUCUUCAUGCCGCUGGUGCUGUGCAUCUUCGAGGCGUUGGCGCGGCCGGCAGACGACAACGACCAGACGGCCGCUCUGGAGAAACAGAUGCUGCGCCGCAGCUACUUCGCCUUCGUCCUGACGGUGGCCGGCAGCGGCAUGAACGAGGUCCUGGUCAACCAGGGGGCGGAGAACGUGGAGCGCGUGGUCUUCACCAUCAUCCAGGGCGCCGUGGACUUCCCCGACCCGGUGGCGCAAAAGACCUGCUUCGCCAUCCUGGCCAGGCUGGUGGAACUCUGGGGCGGCAAGGCCGGCACGGCGGGCUUCGCCGACUUCACGUACAAGCACAUCGUGCCCGCCUGCUUCCAGGCGCCUCUCAAGCCCACCUUCGACCUGUCGGACGCUCAGACCGUGCUGACUUUGUCGGAGGUGGCCGUGACGCUGAAGACGGUCUACGUCAAGCAGGGCCCGGAGCUGUUGGAGUUCCUGCAGCGGGACUAUCUUCCGUCGCUGCGCGUGUCUCCCGAGGUGGCGCAGGAGCUUUGUCACGUCCUGCAGCAACCAGACGCCAAAGUCCUCAAGACCUACCUGAAGGUGUUCUUCCAGCAAGCCAAGCAGUAG
Molecule: messenger RNA, 2892 nt
Organism: Nerophis lumbriciformis (worm pipefish)
Lineage: Eukaryota; Metazoa; Chordata; Actinopteri; Syngnathiformes; Syngnathidae
Source: RefSeq, a predicted model, not a curated record